This is a messenger RNA of Pseudophryne corroboree (corroboree frog), 2133 nucleotides long. Its product is annotated as phospholipase A2 inhibitor gamma subunit B-like. NCBI's taxonomy places the organism in Eukaryota, Metazoa, Chordata, Amphibia, Anura, Myobatrachidae. The record is from RefSeq and is a predicted model, not a curated record. The transcript has 5 exons. Bases 64 to 684 code for a protein of 206 amino acids.
UACGGCAUUCGGCUCAGGCCAUGAGCAUAGCUGUACAUCAUUGUCCAACUGAUAUCCAGCAAGAUGAAGUUUUGUUACAUUGCUGCCCUAAGUGUCUUUGUGUCACUGAUUGCUACAGCUCAGAGCACGACAUGCGAUCUAUGCUGGGUUAAUGGCUAUGACAAAUGCUGUAACGUAUCCAGCUUACAAUGUCCUGGGCAAUGUAUGACGGUUUCAGAAUACUGUAAUGUGGAUGAUAGACAAUAUCGCACAAUACAGAGAACAUGUGGAAAUCCUUACUUCUGUAGCAUGAACUGCUUCUCGGUCACAGGUCCACCAAACUUUAAGGUCCGCGUCGGCAUACAGUGUGCGACAGGAGAUCACAGCAAUGCUGAUCUAGAUUACAUGGUCUGUCCUGAAUUAGCAGAAAAUGGCUACCAGUGUCCAGUGUGCUACAGAAAUGACACCUUGGAAGAAUGCUCUCCUGAUGGAUAUGUCAAAUGUUCAGGAUAUGAAAAGGAAUGUGUGAAUUAUGUUGCAGUUGUACAGUAUCCCGAUACUGUCCCCCGAAAUGUCUCUGUAAAGGGCUGCGUUGUGACAGGUGGAUGUAACGUUGGGCUUGCUGCAAUUCCAGGCACUAAACAGAUGACACUGAUAAAGAUGGAAUGCACUAAUGCAAUGGAAGUGCCAGCCAAUAACAGUUAAAAAUGUUCUGCUCCAUAUCUGCUUACUGACUAGUUGUAACCGCAAGUUCAGCCUGUUUCAUGGCAAUCAACAUAAUACACGUAUAAAAGAAUUCUAUUAUAAUUACCGCUUUAGAUACACUGAUUGCACUAUUGUACAAAUAUAACACAGGUGGAAAUGUGGCGAUGAGUUUAGCAGGAAUCGGCUUCUCUAACAUGUAGGUUCCAUCAGUGAGAUAACACUGUUACACAGCAAUGCACAACGCCAGUAGGGAAAAUGCUGACACAGGGGAGGAGUAUUAGAAGAGAAAGCUCAAACAGGACUCAGGGCGGAAUGUACUAAAGGAAAAAUGCGGUAAAACCCCCAAAAACGGGGGUUUUACAGCAUUUUCAAAUUUACUAAGACCCUACCGCCGCGUUUUCACAAUCCAGGUUAUCACCAUCUUUGGAUGGUAAUACCCUAUAGAAGCCUAUGGGCUUCUUAUCGCUGACCGUCGCUACCCGCCGCCUCCUCCCCUCCCCCCCGGCAUACCUUCCUCCAGGCUGCCCUGGACCCGGAAGGUAAUUUCCUCCUCCCCCUAGCAACGCAGCCGGAGGUCCUUCCGGCUGCAGGGGGGAGGAGGAGGCGCCGGGGGCAGCCUGCUGCUGCUCCCUGGCUUCUAGGCAGUGCAAAGAUCCCGGGGACGUGACGGAGACCCCCCGCACACCACCUCACAGGUACUGCGGGGGGCCUCCGUCACCGCAUCGCAAAAUUUAUUGCAUAUGUUAGUACAUAUGCGAUCAGCAUCGCUGCGGUAAGCGGCGGGGGGUGGCGAUGUAUAUUAAUACAUCCCGCCCUCAAACUACAAACAUCCUCAUACAGUAAUCACAAUAGUCCUCAGCUAUUAGUCAUGGGUUUGGUAGAUUUUGUAUACAUUGUUUGCAAUUAUUUUAACUAAACCAUUAUACUGUACAUUAUAUUCCCAGUUUAAAGUAAACUUCCUCUGUUGUACAGCAUAUACAUUGUCAACCAUACAAUUAUUCCCCAUCUUCAUCGUCUAGGAAGUGCAAUAUACACCUGCACUAGAUAUUCCCUGUGCACAUGGCUUCUCUCUUACUAGUGACAUGGUUUAUCAUCCAGACCUUCAUGAACAUUACAGGCACCAAGUCAAUAUAGUUAAAAUGCGCUGUGCAUUUUGCUCCAGUGCUUAAAACGUCUAUCAGCUUCUAUAUAUUCCCGCGCGUUUUGCUCUUUUCUUAACAAUGAUGUAUUGUACACAGCAACAGUUCUGAAUAAAGAGUUAUUGGUGCAAAGCCCUUAAUUUCUGGCAAAAUGUUGUGAAGUAUUGGAACAAAUCAUGGGGAUAAACACCAGCCCAUAUACACCACCCCAUAGCACAGUGUUUGAUACUGUAUAUUAGCUCAGGCAGUUUCCACAUGUAUGAUAUUUGAUACAAUGUUCCAAGUAGAAAAUAAAAAUCAAUUGCAAUAA